This is a messenger RNA of Purpureocillium takamizusanense, 660 nucleotides long. RefSeq lists its product as uncharacterized. Lineage: Eukaryota; Fungi; Ascomycota; Sordariomycetes; Hypocreales; Ophiocordycipitaceae. The record is from RefSeq and is a predicted model, not a curated record. Bases 1 to 660 code for a protein of 219 amino acids. The transcript has 2 exons.
AUGAUAUCGUCUACAACCGCUGCUCUCUGCACAUCUCGUCUUUUGCCAACACUUCUUCUCCCCGCGUGCGCCCUCCCUGGCUUGGACCACAUUCGCUCCGCCGCAACCUCUCCCUCUGGCGACAAGCUCGUACCGUUUGGCGCCGCCAAUCUAGAGCUAGAUGCAGGGCGAGAAGACACUUGCAUGAGCCGUCCCAGUCUCCAAAAGAAAUGCACCCGUCCUGUUUCUCAUCCCUCUUCCGCAUCUGACACACCCCUCCCCCAAGAGAGCCGAGACGUGAGCUUUUCCCAAUCUCACCGACGCCUAAACCAAGACAGCCCGCCCUUGACCUGCUCGUGUGGCAAUCCUGCGCGCGUAUCCCACCACACACCAUCGGCCGUCUUCCAGACCAACCUCUACAACGGUCUGGUUCUACUCUUCCAGCAAACGCCUCGUGCAACGCGUGUCGACUGUCAUUUCCCUCCCUGCGAACGGCUCAGGUACCUGCAGAACGGCACGUCGCGCGUCUCCACCGCUCAAGAGACGACUGUCCGUCUCGCAUCGUUUUGGACCGAUUACUGCCGGACCGUUGAAAGACGCCUCCAAGCUGCACACACACGCGCAGAGAAGGCAAACGACGGCGCGUUCCUCGGCGCCCUGAGCCCGUACACCGGUGCUUGA